Messenger RNA from Paramecium tetraurelia, 258 nucleotides. RefSeq lists its product as uncharacterized. The transcript has a single exon. NCBI's taxonomy places the organism in Eukaryota, Ciliophora, Oligohymenophorea, Peniculida, Parameciidae. The record is from RefSeq and is a predicted model, not a curated record.
AUGUAACUGAUGAAUUUAAAGCUCUAAGGGGAAAUUAUGGCUUUGACUUACAAAGUGUGUUUUCAGCCUAAAUAUAUUUAGCAUCUCUAGCAAUAUUAUUUGGAAGAUUUAAAAUCUUUUUUUUGCCCUCCUUAUAUUUUGUGUUGGAUGAAUAACUUUUAUUUCUUAAAUGAUAAUCAUCCAGAGCAGAAUUUUAUCUAAAAUAUGUUUGAAUUGUUUAAAAAUUAAUUAUCUUAACCUUGGUCCCAGAUUUUUUGA